Bemisia tabaci is the source of this 1720-nucleotide messenger RNA. The record is from RefSeq and is a predicted model, not a curated record. Lineage: Eukaryota; Metazoa; Arthropoda; Insecta; Hemiptera; Aleyrodidae.
CGGGAUGUGGCUCGUUCUCUUCAGGAUUUGGUUGAAAAUUAGAUACUCGAUUCUGAUUGGUCCAAAUUCCAUCGGUGACAUAACAGUCAUUUAUCAAAAAAAUUAACCGAAUCCAGUCGCGAAAAUUCGCUUUAAAAGAUACUUUCGGAUUUCAACGUUCAGAUUCGCCGAAUGGUGGUUUUGGCAAAAGAGUUGAACAGUUGAACACAGUUCAGCAAUCGUAACCUAAUUUGCUAAAACUCGCUUAAAAGUGCUAACCCGGACAUUCAUCAUUCAUUAUCGGGCAAAAAAUAGAUUGAAAUGUGAAAAAAGUUACCUCUUGGUAGCGGUAAAAAAACUUGGUAAAGCAUGCCUGAUAUGCAGCCAAACAAACAGACUUUUCCAGCAAGUUCCACAUACUCCAGGUGACAUCCCCCCGCCCACCCCCGAAAGAGGCUACCAAUGCGUGAACUGCCUCGGCAAAUGCUUGAAGUGGAUGUUUAAACCGAAACCAAAUCCGACAAAUCCAUCGAGACCAACAGAUCCAGGGAAGCCAAUACCGCCCACACAAACACGCGAGUCGUCUACACCAAUACAGCCGACACAGACAUGCGAGUUACCCAAGUCAAUGCGGCCAACGCCGGCAUGCGAGCCAUGCGAGCCAUGCCAACACACACAGGCAGCACAGUCAUGCGAACCAUGCAAGCCAAUACAGCCAUGUGAGCCAUGCGAGCCAUGCCAACCCACGCAGGCAGAACAAUCAUGUGAGCCAUGCAAGCCAAUACAACCAAUACAGAUAUACUCGUACAACCAGAUGCAGCCAUGUAUUCCAGUGCAACCAAUCCAACCGAUACAGCCUGGACAGCCGAUACAGCCUUCACAGCCGAUUCAGCCUGCACAGCCGAUACAGCCUUCACAGCCGACGCAGCCUGCACAGCCGAUACAGCCGUCACAACUGACGCAGCCUUCACAGCCGAUAAAGCCAUCCAAACCCUCAAAGCCAAAUAAAGUAUGGCCGGCAAUAAUCGAGGAAUUACCCGAUGAUAACGAACACGUAGGGCACAAAGAUGAAGGCGUUUAUGCAAGAGCCAAGGGGGUACACAACAACAGUGGAGAUCAACCCCCAACGACCAAAUUGACCGAUUCCGAGGAGUUGAUGCAUCGCAUUCUCGCUCUUCGGAGGAAUGCCAAUCAUAUUAAUGAUACUACCCCAUCGGUGACAACCGAGAAGGGGUUACAAGGGCUCACGUCUGCCCUCCGCAAGGACAACACUCCUCCAAAAAUGUCUCCAUCGGUUGGUAACGAAACGAUUAACGAUGAGCGGUCCGCUAACCCUACAACGGAGCCCAUCACAUCCAAAUCCAAAGAUGACGUCUAUUUUUUUGUAGAUCCAAAUCUUCUCGCAUUCAGGGAUGAUGAUGAUCUCACAAUGGACUUCGACCCCGAUGUUGAGGCGAAGUUCAAGACGAAAACAGAGCUGCGGGCUUAUGGACUUGUACAAUGUACCAUCAAAUGUGUCUUCCGGAACUGUUUGAGCUUCGUUUGAGGUGCCGCUGAAGGAAGGACUGGAAUCGUGAACGAGAAGUCUCUAAAAUCAAGCAGUCAACAUGAGUGAAACGUCAGUGUGCUAUUCUGCCGUGAAAAAGAAGAACGCCGUAUGAACCGUUGGUUGUUGCCAAAUUUCAUUCGUUGAAAACCGAAUUUACUGGGAAAAUUGUGAAUAAUCCUUUCCAACAUUUUU